GACGUCGUUGUCGUCACUUUCAAUCAUCGCAUCGGAAUAUUAGGAUUUUUAAGCACUGAUGAUGAAAGUGCGUCCGGCAAUUGGGGACUUUGGGACCAAAAACUAGCCCUCGAAUGGGUUCGCAAUAAUAUCGCCGCUUUCAAUGGAGAUCCUAAUUUGGUGACCAUUUUUGGACAGGGAUCAGGAGCCGCUUCAGUCAUUUACCACAUGAUAUCGCCUUUAUCUCAGGGUUUAUUCCAUCGGGCGAUCGCUCAAAGCGGAUCAGCCCUUUGCGAGUGGGCUUUGGAGAGAUCGCCGCUACUCUUUGCCAGACAAGUGGCACAGACUGUGGGCUGUCCCACAUCUUCUACCAUUGAUUUAGUCAAUUGCUUAAGGAAUACACAUUUCAGUGCUUUAUUGACCGCCCAAUCAAAUGCUAAGAUGAGUUCUGAUGCCCUCUACACCUCUUGUAUUGACGAAACAUUGAAAGUUUAUUCACAAAUUCCCGAUGCAAUCGCAUAUCAGUACUUAUUUGCAUAUAAGGGACGCAACAGUUUAGUCAAUGUAUUGAUGGAUAACUCUAUGACACUGUUUGAGACGGGCGUCGGUCACGGCGACGAACUCUUCUACUUGUUUGACCUUAAGAUCACUUCUCAGCGCUGGUUCUCCAGGAAAGACAUCCAAACAAGAGAAAGGGUUCUCACUCUUUGGACUGAUUUCGCUAAACACGGGUAA
This is a messenger RNA of Medioppia subpectinata, 714 nucleotides long. NCBI's taxonomy places the organism in Eukaryota, Metazoa, Arthropoda, Arachnida, Sarcoptiformes, Oppiidae. The record is from the annotation of a GenBank genome assembly.